AUGGAUUCUAUUGAUUUUCCUUUAACAUCGAAGGGUGACAAGUUUUAUUCUUUUUCUCUCGAUCAACUGUGCGAUGCCCUGAUGAAAGAUGCAAAGAUCAAUUUUGGAGGUGUAGCUCAUAUCUGGAUAUUGGACCAAGGAGAUGGCAACAUACGCAGAUAUUGCGUUCCGUGCGAAACCAAUCACUUUAUCCAUUGUGUCAACGGAGGCAAGAUGUAA
This is a messenger RNA of Plasmopara halstedii, 219 nucleotides long. RefSeq lists its product as uncharacterized. The record is from RefSeq and is a predicted model, not a curated record. Lineage: Eukaryota; Oomycota; Peronosporomycetes; Peronosporales; Peronosporaceae. Bases 1 to 219 code for a protein of 72 amino acids. The transcript has 3 exons.